This is a messenger RNA of Eriocheir sinensis (Chinese mitten crab), 14762 nucleotides long. RefSeq lists its product as uncharacterized. Gene Ontology annotation, biological process: transmembrane transport; lipid transport. Gene Ontology annotation, molecular function: ABC-type transporter activity; ATP hydrolysis activity; lipid carrier activity. Bases 125 to 14614 code for a protein of 4829 amino acids. The transcript is spliced from 91 exons. The record is from RefSeq and is a predicted model, not a curated record. NCBI's taxonomy places the organism in Eukaryota, Metazoa, Arthropoda, Malacostraca, Decapoda, Varunidae. Gene Ontology annotation, cellular component: membrane; intracellular membrane-bounded organelle.
GGACGGGACGUGUGUUGGACGCGUAUCACCCGGCACCACAGUCCUGGAGUCUGGCAGUCAGUCGGUAUCCUAGUGAUCCUCUGCGCGUGAGCCGCCUGUAUCAAGGUGUCGGAGCCUCGCCACCAUGGAUGACGGGGGUGGCGACACUGUCCUUCAAUUCAUGGGCUGCAACGACAAGACCCCGUUGUGGGAUGCAAAACGUUCAGGCCAGGUUAAUGAAAUGCUUCCCAUUGAUGCGCGGACAGAAAACAUGGGAGACAGCGGGAGAAUGCGAGGAAACGAUAACUCCCUUGCUAGCGGCCGUGGGAAGGGAGAAGGCCGGGAGGAUAAAGAGUGCUGGGGCAGGCAAAGAGGGCCGUGCCGCCGUCCCCUGGGGGCCAUGGGUGCCAGCAGCGUGGGCACCCAGCUCAAGUGUACCCUCUGGCGGCAUGGACUGGGGCAUCUCAGGCAGUGGCCGUGGGUGUUGGGCGCCCUGGUGGUGGCCCUCACGCCCUUCGCCCUCCUAGCCGGUCUCAAGUCAACGGCUCCCCCGAAACAUGAAGAAAUCUGCCACUUCGAAGCCCGCGGCCUGUCUUCGGAGUGGCCUCUGGGUCAACUGCAGUCCUUCGUGUGCGGCCUGGCUAAUGAGUGCCACGGGGAGGGUCAAGACGACCUCCUAGACCACUACCCCGGAGCCGCGGUGAACGACCUGGUCAAUGUCUCGCAGCUCAUCGACGGCACUGAUGCCAGCGCCCUGGACCGCCUCAUUGCCCUGCCCUGGAGCCUCAACACUCUCAAGGGCGUGACGGACCUCAUUGCUGCUCCUGCCCUCACUGCUCUCAUGGAAAACGGGCUGCAGGUGAGCGACAUCAUCAAGUCCCCGGAGGAGCUGUCGCAGAAGCUGACCUCAGGGCACGACCUCAACCGAAAGGUGGUGGAGGCCUUCCUGGGGGCGCGCAUCAAUGUGUCCAGGGUGUUCGCCCUGGCGGGGAGACGAGGGCCGAGGGAGGUGGUGUGCUCGCCGCAGUACUUGGAGGAGUUCCUUGUCAUCACCAACGGUUCCAGCGCGUCCGACAUUGCCGACAUAUCCAACUCCCUCUGCCACCUCCCCCUCGCCCAGGCCGCCAAUGUCACCUCUGUCUUCCUGGCCGCCCUUGAUGCCCAGAAGGUGCUGCGUAAGGUUGGCGAGGUCAUGGAGGCAGUGGGCGGCUACAACAAAGACCUCCUGGUGCAGCAGAUCGGGGGGCUGCUGGCCGCUGUGAGUCGCCUGGAGGCCCUCGCGCCCCUGUCCAGGUACCUGCAACCUGCCGCCCAAGCCCUGAGUCCCAUCAUCGGUGCCGGGAAGAUUCUGUCCUAUACCAAGUGGAACGAGACCAGCCUGGCCGACUUCAUGGGUUUCGUGGAGGAUGUGGCAAAGACCUUCCAGUCAGACCCUUCGGUGGUGCUCACUGACGUCGCCAAGGGAACCACGUCUGCCGCCCUUCGCCUCCUCUCCAUCAUCGCCAACCCCGCCAACCUCACACGCUCCCUGGAGGGGCUGGGUGAUCCGUGGGAGGCCGUGCUGCAGAACAUUGGGGUGUCGCUGAAGGCGGUGGUGGUGGAGAUUGAGGCUGUGCCGGAUUACAUUAGGCAGAUACCCGCCCUCCGCUUUGCCCUUUCCUUGACCACUCACGCCCUCUCCCAACACGUCUACUUCUGGCCACACAAUGAAACGAAGACUUGGAUACAGGAGGACUUGGACGAGGCGCUGGGCUACCUGCUUGAGGCUACGGAGGUCUCAAUGAACAGCACCCUGGCCGUCACCUUGCUGCCCGCCCUACGCUCUGCCGCCUCCUUCGCCAACGCCUCGGAUGCCUUGUCGUCCCUGGUGGUGAUGGAGCCUCCCCUGCCCCCCCACCUCACCUUCAGCCUGCUAACACUCUUCUCAAACUGCUCCCAACUCAAGACUGCCGUAGAGGGCGCCGGGCUGAGCGAGUGGCUGUGUGAGAGGGCCGCCUGGGGGGAGCCGAGUGACGAGGACUGGGAAACCGUGUCCGUGAGGCUCUGCAGCGCGGGCGGUAAGACGCAGCUGCGGAACGUGACGCAGCUGCUCCAUAAGGCUCUGAACGACUCCCAGGUAUCCCCGGGCAGCGUCACACCCCACGAGGUCACAAACGCCACUCGGGACCUCAUAACAACACUAGUCCACGCCACACAUCUCCACAAAGCCACUCAGUUGACCCUCAGCAGCGCCUCGUCAGACCCGGAGUGGUGGCGGCGUUUUUCCCCUAAGGUCUGGGGGGUCAUCGGGGCGGAGGGGGAGAGGAGCGACAUGGGCCUGCUCCCCUACCUCCCUCCCCUCGGCGCUGAAGGGAUCCAGGACAUAAGGGAAGGGGUUCAGGUGUCCAAGGUCUUCAUACGGCAAGUGGUGACAUUCUACCUCAACCUGGUGGGCGGUGAGUGUGGCGACCUUCCGCACAGCUUCACGAACAACAUACGCCCGGGUGCCCUCCAGUACUAUGCAGACAUGGCGACAGCGACCCUGGACACAGCGGUACACAUGGUAGAGGUGACCCAAGACAUCUGGCGCCCCGGUGACCUCUUGCGCCAGCCUAACGUGACCUCCUUCCUCACCAACAUCCUGCCGUCGAACGUGAUGACGGUGGUGACGAGGGGUUUGGAAAUACUUGACCGCCCUGAGUUCGAGGCGCCAGCACCCGUACCGCAAAUCAUCGACCUCCUCAACGCCACACAAGCAGCCCUCGCCUCCAUCGUGGAGGAGGACAACGUGUGGGCUGUGUGUGGGAACGGAAGCUGCCCCCACCUGGCUGAACUAUUUAGACGCACACACCUGAUACCCUUCUUCCUGGCCCUGCCCUACUACCACAGUGUGAUGGGCUCGCAGAAGGAGGACCAGGAAGUGAUCUACAGCAUCAAGGCGUGGCAUUACUACCCCUGCCAAAACACCACUGGCAACCUCCCUACCCUCAUCAACCCGGCCACCAACACCACCGUCACCACCCUCGCCUCCCUGUCUAUGUUCUUCCCCCCUCCUGACGCCUUUACCCCCGCCGCCCGCCCCACCAUAGCGAGGAUCAGGGAGGAGGUGAAGGAGCUGGAGGAGUACAUCUGCGUCAACUUUAAGGAGAUCCUGGACGAGUUGGGUUCGAACGAGCCAUUGACGAAUGCUGGGAAGGCGUUUGUGGAUAAGCUGACACCAGGGACAGUCAACAUUGGCAGCACCCAAGUUCUCGUGAGCUCACUGUACCAGACCGCCGUACAGCUUGACCCCUACCAGAUGGCGUACAACCUUACCGGAGGGAACUUAUUGUCACUAGAAGACCUUGAGAGACCCUUCACCUACCUCCUCCAUAACGAAAGCUUCUCCACCAGAAUGGUACAGGAGGCCGUGGAGAGGGUGAUGGAGAGCCUGCUUGGUGGAGUGGCGGGCAAUGAGACUCACCCCUACCAAGGCACUGUCAACCGGGCCCUCCACGCUGCGCACAACAUCACGGUCGCGCUCACCAACACCCUGCGAGCCCACACGAAUGGAAGCAUCAUGACCCUGGCUGACCUCCUUGGCGUGUCAUCCGAGGACCCACUGCUCAUCCGCCUCACCCAGGGACCGCAAGGACUGGCCGACUAUAUCCUGAACCAACUCAAUACUUCUCUUAUCUCGACUGUUAUGGAUAGGGACUGGCACGGCCUUGCGGAUAGCCUCUGUAACAACGCCACCAGUACGAGUCCCUGGGUGGAGCUGGCGUGCAACUAUACCCUCGGACCACCGCCCCCUGAAUUGAUGCUCUCGAAUGUUGCGGCUGCAGUGAUGGAAGCUGUGUCGCAGUUCCAGUACCAGGACGCCCCAGAGCUCCCUCCUAUGCCGACGUCCCAGCUCAUCACCGACCUCCAUGACCUGAUCGAGACUCUCCGCAUCCUAGACUACAGCGCCCCCCUGGAUGUCUCGGCUCUGGACCGCUUCGUGAAUGCGACCAAGAGAGAGAUGGACAGACUCGUGGCAGGGCUGAAGGGGCUGCAGGAAGACUUGCCGUGGCUCAUGCUGGAUACCGCUGUGAGGAAGGCGCCCGCAGAGGUACAGAUGGUGGUGCGCCAGGCUCACUUCAUCCUCGACAAGCUGGUCCUCAGACUCCCGGCCGACCCCAUCUCUUUCUCAUACUCCUCCCCAGACUCCACAGCCAACUCCAUCACCUCCCUCACCGACAUCCACCACCUCAUCAAUGCCUCCUGGGUGGACCUCCUGGCGGGCGUCCACUACAACAUCCACCAGCAACACGGGGCCCUAGACAACCUGACCCGGGAGAGUGUUUGCGGCCCCAACUCCAUCCUGAAGGAACCCGAGGGAGGGGACGGCAGCUUCCUGAAGGCAGUGGAGAGGCUGUGUCAGUUUGCGGUGUCCAAUGCUGACGACGUUGAUUUGGAUUACUUCUACUCAAUGAACACCUCCAUCCCAGUGCCUGCAACCAAGGAGCUUUACACGAUGGUGCGAGAGCUGGUAGACCGCUUUGAGGCCUUCUGGUGGGUCGGGAAGGAGGAGGGGCUGCAGGGUGUCUUGGGAUGGCCCUCGUACUUUGCGAAGGAGAACUGGCAGGACCUCUUGACCAGGAUAUACCCAAACAUCACACAGAGCAAUGACACCGACAACUACGAGCAGCUCAUUCCGUCCCUCCUGGUGGCGUUCAACUGGCUUGGGGUCCCGCAAAACUCCACCACCUUCCCCAAGCACAUGGUUAUACAGAUGAAGUGGAUGAAGAUUCUGCUGGCGAAGGACCUGAAGGAGGCGCUCAACUCCACCUCCGAGCUGAGAGACGUGGCGGACAUCCUCACCCAGACUCUUCCGCUGGCUAUCACGGACUUGGUGCAGGCGAUCAGGGAGCAGCCGGAAGUGGUCGGGGAGGUGCUGGUGGAGGUGCAUGGGCUGGACGGUGCGGGUGGGAUGUGUCGGGUUAAUGUGAGCAGACUUGGCAGCCACCUCAGCGCCCUCCAGGGUAGGCUAUGUCCCCCGCGUAACCUUGAGAGACCGCUCAUCGCCGACAUCAGGAGCCUACUUGGACUUGAUCUGCUGCAAGAGCCUAAUUCCACCAUGAGCCUGGAGGACACACUGAAUUCCACCCUGGCCUACGUCUCCACCCUGGACCAGAUGAAGGAGCUCCCCCAGCGGUUCUCCACCCCCAGGGACCUUGUGCGGUACCUCGGGGUGCAGCGAUGGCAGGACCUCCCCGGGGAAGCCUUCAAUGUCACCUUGGACGAGAUGGAGAGGAACAGCACCAUGAUCUUCGCCUCCUUGCUGGGGCCGAUGGUGGAGCUGUCACAGGAACCGACGGAUGUGGGGCGCGCCGUCAACUACACUCUGAUGAUAACCAACGGAUACCUGCGGCUGAUACAUUGGACGGUGGAGCUCUCCUUCGGCAACGUGAGGAAGGCCUACAUGCACAAGCCAAUGGUCAUUCAUCUGCUGGACCUCCUCGAGAACUUGCCAGAGAUUGCCGAGGAGUACGUCACCAUCUUCACCGAGUACUCCUCACUACAAGAGGUCAUCAGCAUCAGGACACUAGACCCCUGCAUCUUCCACUUCACCCUGAUGGAAAGGCUGAAUGAAACGGAGAUGCUUGUGGGCGGAGAAGGGGAAGGGCUGAGGCGGAGCAAGGGACGUCGCCUCCUGAACAACACCAUCCACUUCCUCUGUGAGCCGGCGACGCGGAACCUUAUCAUGUACCAGCUCGAACCCGGCAGUGCCCCGGUCAUCAUGGGGCAGCGGAUGGGAGUGGAUGCAGCAACUCUGGCUCACCUGAUAACCGAGACAUGGAUGGCUGUGGCGGAUGUGUUGGAAGGGAGGCACGAAAGGGUGGUCUUCUCUCCUCCUCCCUGGCUGGAUGAAGACCGCUGGGAUGGUGUCAAUUAUCAGCUCCAGUACAGUAUUGGGGGACGGCCGUUUGAAUAUAUGCUCCUGGACGGGCUCUUCCUCGGCCUGUCCGCUGCCCAGACACACGUUUACGAGCCGUGGGUGUCGAGAGUCCUGCCGAUAACCUCCAGUGCCGUGUAUGGCCUCGCAACACGGCUGGCUGACAACAUAGAUGAGAGCACCGGGCGACUGGACCUGCUGGGGGUGGCGAAGGGGCUGGGUCGCAUCGAGGACAUAAUCGCCGUCGUGUCCUCGAGGCUCCGCACGCACAUCGCUCUGCUUAUGUGGUUACCCGAGUCCACGGGUCUGUGGAGAUUCGUACGAGGUGACCACAUGGGGGAGAUAUACGAGGAGCUGUGUUCAGAGGGCCCGGAGCACCUGUUCUUGUACCCCAACCUCCCGCAGCAGGAUUGGGACGAUGUGCAGUACCUCCUCUGCAACCUGUCUCGUUUCACAUUGCCGGAGCUGGAUAGGGACUUGCAGCCGCUCCUGAAUCUCUCUAUGGUUAUGGAUGGUCAGGAGGUGGACUUUACCAGGGUGAGGGAUGCCGUGGGGGAGCUGAUGUCCAAGCUUCGUUACCUCAACCCACACCAGUUCACCGACCCCUUCAUCAACAACGACUACAUAGACUUGCAGGCAGGACUCACCCCGGCACAGAGGUUUGUGUAUGGCUUGUUUACUCCGCUGACGUGGCUGUACCGCCUUGUUCUGGAGGGCGGGACAGUUGACUCGGAAUACCUCAGGGCCAUCUACCUCGUCCAGGCCACAGCGUUCCUACAGCCCAUCACCGAGGAGGAUGCGCCGAGCCUUUUACAGCGACUGGUGGAGCCCGACAUGUUUGUGGAGAUGAUGAGGGAGUACCAGGACGUCUACGUGGCCAUGCAGGAUACAGCGGAGGAGGACCUGAAGUUCGAAAACGGAUCAACGUACAGCCAAGUCUACAGCGAGAUGCGGGCGACCCUUCUGAAGCUGACAUACGCCUUGGAGCGGUCCUCGGAGCUGGGGAUGACCUUCAACGGGGCACUGCAAUCCGUCCUGCACACAGCAUUCUGGCAAGGGGACGAGGUUAUCCGGACAGCGUCGCUUCCGGUCUGCAACGAUAGGUGGAACAAACACGAGGUGGAGGAGGAGUGGGUGAGGGUCGGACAGGGGCUGCAGAUGGCGUGGAGGCAGCUUGGGAGAGUGGAUGAGCAUGUGGACUUGAUGUGUGAAGCCCCAACCACCAGCCUCACCCAUAUCCUGAGGAGCCUGUGGGAAGACCUUGGCUGGAAGGAAGAGUUGAAGUCGGCUGUCACCGGAUGGCAGGGGAACACCACCACGACCUGUCACGACCUGAUGGAGACCGGGAGACUCACGUACAAGCGGUUCCUGCUGGUGGUUCGUCGCUACCUGGGGAGUGGGCCGGCCAGGACACAUUUCCUUAGCUGCCUGGACGAUGCUGUACACUCCGCCGCUGGACAACAACUCUUGGGACUCUUGGUAGCCGCUGGGGAUGUCGUCAAGUCCCUCACCAACAACGAAAACUUCUCAGAGGAGUUCACGGCCUUCCUCGACGCCCUUCCUCACAUGGCCCGGACCCUGAAGAUGCUGGGCUCACGGGUGGCUGUCAUGGUGCCCCUGGAGGAGGUGCUGGGUAGGGGGUACGGCGCCAACCUCAACCUGACCGAACAAGAACUGAACGCGACGAGGCAUCUCCUGGUUGACUUGAACAGGGUUUACCCCGGAGAUGCAGAGAGGCUGGCAACACUCAGCAAGACUCUGGAUGGGAUGCAGAAGUGGCUGAAGGUGAAGGAGGGGGCGGGAACAGACUCCGAGGGGAAAACGCCCUUGGAAGUCCUGCACGAGAUGGCCGAGACGAAGGGAGCGAAGGCCUUUGCUGAGGACCUCCUGGAGAACGUCAAUUACUCCUAUCUUCUGACGGAGGCGGAUAACAUGCGGAUCGAGGCUGUGCUCUCCCUGGCCUGGCUGGACUCGCUCAUCUCAAACUUCCGACUCGCCCUGGAGAGUCUGACGGCCCUGAGUCGCUCUGGUACCAUCAUGGACUUGGAGAAGCUCAUUAGCGGAGAGAAGGACCCCGUGUCUUUCCUGUCAAGUUCAGUCGAGUUUAUCCACAUGGACCAGUGGAGCGACCUGGCGCGGAGCUUUGAGGGGCUGCUAGCGGAAGGCAUCCCCCUCCUGACGGGGUCCCAGCUCAGUGAGGACCUGCAGAAGGUGAUCGAUGGCGUUAAGGGCCUGCUGGAGGUGCGGGACAUGGGGCUGCUGGACCUGACUGUGCCUGUCACGUCCCUUGUCGCCAACUGGACCAUGCUGGAGGACUACCUGCUGAGGGACAUGGGCAUGGAGCCGAGGGUGGUGGAGGCUCUGGCAACCGCAGAACUUAACUUGUUGGAGCUGCUGUCUCUGGAGGGCACGUCGGUGGAGGAGGUGCUGUGCAAGGGGGAGCAGAUGGGGCGCUUGGUGGAGUUGCCGGCGGACGCUCAGGUCACACCACAGCAGCUCAGCACGGCCCUCUGCUCCGCCAAUGACACGGAAGCCUUGGCGUCGUCCUUCCUCAACCACCUCAACCUGGCGCCGCUCAUGACCAUGCUUACCAGGUUCGGCGUGAAUGCCAGCCUCUCCUCCCAUGGGGUGAGCAUGGGGGAGGUGUCCAGGGCCAUCAGGAAUGUGGUCGAGGCAUCCGAGCACAUGCCGACCAUCAUGGCCACACUCCGGACCUUCCAGACCAUCUCCAAGACCCUCCUGCGCAGUCCGAGGUCUGAAAGUCAUACCAGCCGAAUGCAGGCCACAAUCGGAGACAUUACCUCCCCUGAGUUCCUGGAGCGAGCCGGCCUUGCCCUGUGUGGCCGGCCGCUGGUGCUGAUGCCCGACACACUGAAGCUGCAGGACACCAAGAACAAGGACAAAGGAACCCCGACAAAAGAAUACAUAGGGCUGGACGUGUGCGAGCGGCUGCAUGAGGACUUGCGCUCCAUGCCUGGCGGGGGUCUGCUGCUUCACUACAUCAAGCCGCUGCUCUCCGGGAAGAUCUUCUACACGCCCGACAAUGUCAUCACCCGAGCCAUCAUAGCCCAGGCUAACAAGACCUUCGAGACCGUGGACGUUCAGCGGCAGUACCUCAGCCGACUCUCCGGGGCGGCCAAGGGCAUGACCUCCGACCCCUCCACCAGGCUUGACCUCCAGAAACUGAAGGAGACGCUCGACCAGCCGUGGGUGCGGGGAGCCAUGGAGGACCUUCUACACUCCAUCCCCACCCCCAAUGACCUCACCUCCAUGCCCUCCUUCUCCUCCCUCACCGACAACCUCAAGAUGACCUACCCGCAGCUGCUCGAGUCCUCCCAGCUGGUCAGGGAAUUCUCGGACGUGCUGGAGGUCGGGAUGAGCCUUAUGUCGUGUCUCCAGCUGCAGAGGUUCGUUGCAGUGAAGAAUGAGAGUCAGCUGCUGGAGGAGGCUAAUCACGCGGUCCGGAAUAAGGAGUUCCUGGCGGGCGUUGUGUUCCAGGGUGUUGGGGAGACCGGCAGUACUCAGAGCGUCCUGCCCCCAGACCUCACCUACACCAUCAGGGUUGACCACAGCAAGAGCCCCCCGACCUUCCUCCUCGGACCACGCUUUUGGCGUCCCGGGCCCUACGCAGACAUGGCCUUCUACAUGCGAUACCAACAGGGCUUCAUACAGCUUCAGGAGACUCUCGAACACUCCAUCCUGAAACUACAACACCAGCAGGCCAAGAGGCGGGGAGGGGGCGCGGCACAGCAGAGGAGGAGGAGGAGGUCAGCGGAGGUCGCGAUGCCCCUGAGUGAUGAGGAGGAGGACCUACUGCUGAAUCUUCCCGUCCACACCAAGCAGCAGCCCUACCCUUGCUACACCAAAGACGACUUCCUGCAGAUGGUGAAUGAGUCUCCCGUCAUGAGCUUCAUUUUCUCGUUCCUCUCCCUGGUGCUGUUCUCCACCUUCCUCAUCCAACAGCUGGUGCAGGAGCGCGAGUCUCGGAACAAACAGCUGCAAGAGGUCAUGGGGCUGAGGCUGUGGCUGGACCAUCUGGUGUGGCUGCUGUACUCGCUGGUGCUUCUGCUGGUCAUUGUGGUUCUCUCCGCACUGCUCCUUUCCCUCGGUGGACUGCAACCGCGCUCCGACUUUGGCGUGCUGAUGGCCUUCCUCUUCUGUUACGGCCUCAGUGUGGUGUCUUUCUGUUACAUGGUGGCGAACCUGAUACCAACUACAGUUCUGGCAGUGUUCAUCGGGGUAAUGGGCCUACUGGUGUUCAAUGUUCCCUUCAUCUCCAUCUCGGUGAUACAGACGACCGUGCCCUUCACUGCCAUCGUCCUGACCUGCCUUCUGCCCUCCACGGCCUUCGGGUUCGGGUUUCGCAUCAUCUGUCAGUACGAGCUGAUAGAGGAGGGCGCUAACUACGACAAUAUGUGGAGCCCGCCGACCAAGGGGUCGGACAUGACGCUGGGCCUGGCGAUCAUCAUGUUACUCCUCGACACCGUUCUCUUCUACGCCAUCACCCUCGUCUACAACUACUUCAGAAACGAUGCCCCUCAGAACCACUUCAACGAGGGCGGCUCAGAGGCUGCCCCCAAACGCGCCAGCUUCCUGCAGACCAUCUCGGGCAGGCAGACUAAUGACUUUACCCUCAACAUGUUUCCAGCCUGCUGCUCGGCCUGCCUCACCGGCCUUCCCCCCGACAGCAAGGUGGCAUCGCUCGAGGAAAUGGACUCUGUGAAAAAGGACGCCGUACACGUUGUCGACCUUGACCUUGGGCUGAAGCAGUCACUCCACAAGGGCCUCAGCAUCACCGGCCUGCGCAAGAUCUACCACAACACCGGCGGAGGCUCCCGGGUGGCGGUUGACGGCGUGACCUUAGACUUGUACGAGGGUCAGGUCACGGCGCUGCUGGGUCAUAAUGGGGCAGGCAAGACGACCAUUAUCUCAAUGUUGACGCACGAGGUGGAGCCGACAGCGGGCAAGAUCACGGUGUACGGCGAGGAUGUGAACACCAGCGAGGGGUGGGAGAGGGCGCGGCAGAUGAUGGGUCUCUGCCCUCAGGAGUCGGUGCUCUUCCCACUGCUCACCGUGGAGGAGACGCUCGCCUACUUCAUCGCCCUCAAGCAGCGACCCAACGACCCGCCGCCCGCUAAGGUGGAUUCAGUCCUGGCUAACAUGGACCUUCUGGAGCACCGAGCGUUCCUGGCCCACCAGCUCUCGGAGGGGCUGCGGCGGAGACUCUGCAUGGCCCUGGCGUUCGUGGGUAACUCCAAGCUUGUUGUACUGGACGAGCCCACCUCCGGCAUCGACCCCCUGGCCCGCUCCGCCAUGUGGGAGGUGAUCAGCAACAACCGUGCCGGCCGUACCAUCCUGCUCACCACGCACCACCUGGACGAGGCUGAGACGCUGGCUGACCGCGUGGCUGUGUUGAAUAAGGGGCGACUCAUGUGUGUGGGGUCCCCGCUGGCCCUGAAGUCAGAGUACGGCUUGGGCUACAGCAUCACACUGAGCCGGGCGCCACAUCCACUCCCGACGCCACUCGCCAAGGUCAAAACAGACUCCCUGCACGCCUUUACAGAGAAGACGGCACUCUCCUACUCUGAUCUCCCCUUCAAAGUGUUCAAGAGCCCGAGCCACACCUUCAGCCUGACCAAGAACGGAGGGAAGGGCGGCCAGGAGAAGGUGUGGGAGGUGGUGACCCAGUACGUACCCAACGCCCGACUCCUCGAGAACAUCAACGGGGAGGUCACCUACUCGCUGCCCAUCCACGACACCCUUGGCAACACUAACAGGAUCCCGGAGGUGUUCGGGGAGCUUGAGAACAGCCUGGACUCGCUUGGCUUCUCAUCGCUGGAGCUGCGUCCCACGAGCCUGGAGGACGUCAUCAUCACCCUCAACACCCGCAGCGCCAUCGAGAACGUGCCCAACACCACCAGCCUCAAAGUGGAGCUGCCAUCGGACCCCCAGAAAGAGGACCUGGCCGGGAGGUACGACUUCUCGCUGGAACAUGGCGAGUGCUGUGUGUGGCUGAGGCGUCUCGGGGCCCUGCUGCAUAAGAGGCUCCUGCACCAUGGCCGGGACUGGCACUUCUACGUCCAGAUGUUCGUGUUGCCGUUCCUGUUCAUCUUCCUGGCCAUGGUGUCGUCCAAGUGGCGGCCGAGCUUCAGUAACGCCACGCCCCUCACCUUCGACCCUGCUCUCUACCCCGCCCCAGCCGCCACCUUCCUCAGAACGCUGGACCCGAUCUUAAGACCCCUGGCGGACGAGGUGACCUUGCUCUCCCUGGGUGCCGAGAACAGGCUAGGCAACUGGUCUUCCUGCCCUGAAUACGUCGCAGACACCAACCCCGGCCUGGAACAGUGCAGCAUCUCAGGAUCGAGUGUGUAUUCGCCCUGCCAGUGUGUGGAUGAACGCUGUGUGGUGGAGACGAGUGACCAGCCGAGCCUCAAUGAGUGGAUCUUGGCCACACGCAGCCACCACAUGCAGAACAGGCAAGCUGGCAUUACCCUAGGAGUGCGUGACCCGAGAGAGGGCGAGACAGGGCGGCCGGGGGCAAUGGUGUGGUACGAUAACUCUGCCUAUCAUGCCCUGCCCACCUACAUCAACCUGCUCAACAACGCCCGGCUUCGGAGGCUGGCCGGAGCGGACCACAGCAUCACCGCCAUCAACCAUCCGAUCAUCUUCACCUCGUAUGGAAUUUGGAGCAUGAACAUACAGCAAUACGUGGCAGACCUCGGCAUCGGGCUACUGGUGCUGGUGGCCAUGACUGUCGUUUGCUCGGCCACUGUGGGCUGCGUCGUGGCCGAGAGGGUGCGAGGCGAGAGGCGGCUGCUGCACCUUGCCGGCCUAUCGAAGACAACCUACUGGAUCUCUAGUGCUCUCUGGGACACUGGGGUGUUGGUGCUGGACGUCCUGCUCAUUGCGCUCAUCUUCCUGGCCUUCAAGGAGCAACAGUUCAUCUGGAGGGAGAACUUGGCGGCCUUCAUUGUUCUUGCGCUCCUCUAUGGCCUCAGCCUCUUCCCUCUCUUCUACCUGUCCGAGGGGUUGUUCAGGACGGAAGCAUCGGCGGUCUUCUCCUUCUUCUGCGCCUCCUUCGGCAUCGGCCUCAUCACCACCCUCCUGCUGGUGGUGUGUCAGGUCAUGUCCUACGUCAAGGAGGGGGAGUAUGACAGGGCCUCGGCAGUCUUUGGCAUGCAAGACACAGCAGCAGUGAUCAAGUACCUGUUCCUCGUGUUCCCGCCCUUUGCCUUCACCUGCAGCCUCAAGGACAUGGCCGCAGGGUAUGCCAGGUCGUCCAUCAUGGCCCACUUCGACAUGGACCUCUACCAGUCGCCGUUCAGCUGGGACGCGGACCUUCAGGGUGGACUGGGCGUGUACAUGGUGGCCCUGGCGGCUUGGGCGGCGGUAGGCUGGGCGCUGCUAAUCCUCCCCCGCCCAUCGCGUGCCCCCGCCCCCCUGCCGCUGAUCGGAGAGGGCGAGGAGGACAAGGACGUGGCGGCCGAGAGGAUCAAGAUCCAAUGUGGCGGUACCUCCCUCUACGACACAGUGCUGCGGCUGGUGGGGCUCGGACGGGACUUCAGCAGCCCUCGUGUCAGUGCUGUGGGGAGCCUCUUCCUGGCACUGCGCCGCGGGGAGUGCUUCAGUCUGUUGGGUCUGAACGGUGCCGGCAAGACCACCACCUUCCGCUGCCUGACGGGGGACCUGCGGCCGUCGAGGGGGCAGAUCCUGGUGAACGGACUGCUGCUGGAGGAGGCGCUGGAGCUGCCCCGCCCCAUCCUCAGCUACUGCCCCCAGAGCCACGCCCUCGACCCCAACCUCACCCCCAAGGAAGUGCUCACCAACAUGGCCAGGAUCAGGGGCGCCACGGGACCAAGGACGGCAAAGGUGGUGGACCAGGCCAUCAAGCAGCUGGGUCUGAGCGCCGAGGUCAACACCUAUGUACGUCACCUGUCCGGGGGUAACAAGAGGAAACUGUCAGUGGCCGUGUCGCUGCUCGGAAACCCUCUCCUCGUGCUGAUGGAUGAGCCUACGACCGGCAUGGACCCCUCGUCGCGGCGGCUGGUGUGGCAGGCGAUACAGAGCGUGCCGCAGGACGGGCGCUCGGUGCUCCUCACGUCACACUCCAUGGACGAGGUGAACCAGCUCUCACACCGCCUGGCCAUCAUGGUGAACGGACACCUUGUCUGCCUCGGUUCACCCCACUACCUCAAGUACAGGCUCGGAGACAAGUACACAGUGAGGCUUAAGACCAAGGACAUUGAGGACAUGACUUAUGUGGUCGACUACCUCAGGAGCCAGCUGAAGGAGGUGCUGCUGAAGGAGCAGCAUCACUUGAGCCUGGUGGUGGAGGUGAGCCGCCAGCUUCCCCUGCGGCUCAUCUUCGACACACUCAACGGGGCCAAGGCGCUGGGAGUCACGGAGUACGACGUCUCGCAGACCACGCUGAACGAGGUGUUCCGGGUGCUGACCUCACACCAGGGGGACGGCCAGACUCCCCUGCACCCCCAGCGAGCCACCCAGGACCAGGACAUUCACCCGCCACUCAUCCCGCACCUCAACCGUGGCAGCGGAAAGAAGCCCCCACAAAACACAUUCCAGCACCCCUCCGUUCUCGCCCCGGUGGAGUGCGCCAACCCCAAGGAUCCUUAUGGGGACUUCGGGGGUAUGCCGGGGAAAAAGGGGAGGGGCGGGUCGCUAGCCUCGGACAGCGGCUCGGCCAAUGACAGCCCAGAGGAGGAGUGGACGCAUUUCUAGGUUCUCGUCGUCCGCUGGCUUGUGACGAUGCUGUGUUAGGUUGUUGUAAUGUUGAGUAUCGGUGUUUUGUAGGCUCUUAUCUCUCUCUCUCUCUCUCUCUCUCUCUCUCUCUCUCUCUCUCUCUCUGUUCACCCCUUUUUAACUUUUC